Molecule: messenger RNA, 1506 nt
Organism: Penicillium angulare
Lineage: Eukaryota; Fungi; Ascomycota; Eurotiomycetes; Eurotiales; Aspergillaceae
Product: mannitol dehydrogenase family protein
Exons: 1
Coding region: 1-1506 (501 amino acids)
Molecular function (GO): mannitol dehydrogenase activity
Source: RefSeq, a predicted model, not a curated record
AUGGCACCUCUCAAGCUUAACAAAAACAACCUGUCGCAGAUUGCUUCAGCAGGUGAAGCCCAAAUCAAGGUUCCAACCUAUCCACGUGGCGCUGGCAUUAAGGAAGGCAUCGUGCACAUUGGUGUCGGUGGUUUCCACCGCGCUCACCUGGCAUACUAUGUCGAUCUGUUGAUGCAACAAGGCGUGAAGGACUGGGCUAUCUGUGGCGUUGGCUUGCAACCUUUCGAUGCUACGAUGCGUGAUGCGUUGGGCUCCCAAGAUCACCUUUACACCCUCAUCGAACGUUCCGCUAAGGGAAGCUACGCCAAUGUCAUUGGUAGCAUCAACUCUUUCCUUUUCGCACCAGACAACCGUGAAGCUGUUGUCGCUAAACUCGCACACCCUGAUACCCACAUCGUCUCACUCACCAUCACCGAGAGCGGAUACUAUUACAACGAAAACACACACGAGCUGCAAAGCAACCACCCCGAUAUCCAAUUCGAUCUCGACCCCGCCAACGAGAAUGCCCCUCGCACAACAUUUGGAUUCUUAUACGCUGCCCUUGCUCGUCGCCAUCAGCAAGGCCUUAAGCCAUUCACCGUGAUGUCUUGUGAUAACAUGCAGAAGAAUGGUGCCAUCACGCGUCACAUGCUGGACUCCUUCGCGCGCUUGAAGAACCCCGAGUUAGCCAAGUGGAUCUCCGAGAAAGGUCACUUCCCUAAUGCUAUGGUCGACCGCAUUACCCCUCAGACAUCACCCAAGGACAAGGUCGACCUUGCCCAGAACUUUGGUAUCGAAGACUCCUGGCCGGUCGUGACAGAGCCCUUCACACAGUGGGUCAUUGAAGAUCAUUUCUGCGAUGGCCGCCCACCAUUUGAAAAGGUUGGUGUACAAGUUGUGAAGAACGUCCACGAAGUCGAGCAAUUCGAGAUGCACAAACUCCGACUCUUGAACGGAAGCCACUCAGCAAUCGGAUACCCAGGCCGCCUAGCGGGAUUCAAAUUCGUCCACGAAGUGAUGGAAGACCCAGUCUUCAGCAAAUUCGUCGUCCAAAUGAUGCAAGACGAAGUCAAGCCGCUCCUCCCCGCCAUCCCCGGCGUUGAUCUAGACGUCUACACCAAGACACUAGUCGAGCGUUUCUCCAACCCAACAAUCAUGGACCAACUCCCUCGCAUCUGCCUCAAUGCCUCUGGAAAAAUCCCACAAUUCAUCAUGCCCUCUAUCGCCGAAGCAAUUUGGUCCAGCGGCCCCUUCCGUCGUCUCUGCUUCGUAGCAGCCGCUUGGUUCCGCUACGUGAACGGCAUCGAUGACGCCGGAAACAAGUUUGAGGUUGACGAUCCCAUGCGCGAGGAGCUUCAGACCAAGGCCCGUGCUGGCGGUACUGAUCCUUCUUCCAUCCUCGGUAUCAAGACACUUUUUGGUGACGAUUUACGUGCCGAUAAGAGAUUUAUGACUGAGAUUACGAAGGCUUUGGAAGAUAUUUCGCGAGAUGGCAUUGCGAAGACUAUCCCCAAAUAUGUUGAUUAA